Molecule: messenger RNA, 1494 nt
Organism: Pyrenophora tritici-repentis Pt-1C-BFP
Lineage: Eukaryota; Fungi; Ascomycota; Dothideomycetes; Pleosporales; Pleosporaceae
Source: RefSeq, a predicted model, not a curated record
AUGGCCGCCAACGAUAAAAAGGUUACUACGAUUACGACUGAAGAACGAAGCUCCGGAGAUUCUCUUGAUAUCAGAACACCACGCGCAGCACGCUUUGCCGAAGCAACAUCAGUACACUCGCCCGUUGACCCUCCCCGUUCACCCGUCGAGUACCCAACCAACCACUACAAGCCACAGCCCCAGAUUGCAGACACAGGCUUCGGCUUCAUGCAACAAUCAGUCGAAAUGGAGGAAACCGAUCGGAGAUAUCUCCCUCCACCAACGCCAAAGACUCCCCUCAAGAGUGCUUUGAAGUCGCCUGGCGCUCCACCACGGACACCAGCCGGCGCAAUGUCAAUCAUGAGCCCAACUUUUCGGGAAGAGCACCAGCUCGAGAAGCGCGAAGCAUUGACAGACAAGGAGCAGGCCAAGGAUCUAGUCCGAGUGCGACUGGCAAAAAUCUUCCUUAGAGGCAUCAACUUUGCCUGCUCGCUCAUCGUUCUUUCCAUGGUCGCAUCCGCUUUCGCCAUCUUCAACGCCACCAAGACUCUCGCACCCAGAAACGGUCUUCCAGCAUGGGCCGACAACACCAAAAUUUGGCCCCAGGUCCUUCUGCUCUCCAUCGCUUGCAUCUCACUGCUCAUGUCCAUCGUCGUCAUCAUGGCCUACUGGAGAGGAGGUCACCAUCGAGCUGAAAAGGUCGCCGCUUACUACACCGUCUUCGCUGUCGCUUUCUUCAUAUUUAGCAUCAUCAUGUGGGGUGUCGGUGCCGCCGUCUUCAAUCAAAGCAAAGCACAAAACAACAACAAAGACAUGUGGGGCUGGUCCUGUGUUGACAACAAGCGACGACAUCUGUUCGAGGACGACGUGGCCUACAGCCUCGUCUGCCGUCUUCAGAACUGGGCACUUGUAUGCUGCAUCAUCGAGAUUGUAGUCGAAGUUCUCGUCAUUGCCAUCUACGGCGUUGUCUUCUACCGCUUCUGGUCUAAGCGUAAGCUCCGAAAAUCAAUGGCUAUGCGCGACCGCGCCCGCUCCGACUUGUAUCUUGCUCAACUGCGUUCGCAAUCCGCCCCCAACACCCCUGGCUUCGGCCCCAUGUCUCCCCGUUCCGGCGGCUGGCGCCCACCUCCAGGCCACCCAAUGUACGUCGACCCGCACUCCGCGGCAGAAGCUGGCGAGAGCGACAAGGUCCAAUACGCAUAUGCACGCGAAAUCGCCCAGCCGCAACCCUUUACCCUCCAGGCGCCGCCUAUCAAGGUCACUGGGGCCACACCAAAGGUGGAACAAAAUGGGUUUGAUGCACCUCCGCGUGCCCAUACCGUGUCACCACCACUCGCUUCCCCAGGUUUCCAGGAGCGGAGAAACGAGCAUGUUGGCGCUGCACCAGGUGAACAACAGUACGCUGCGGUCCCCAUUCCUGGUGCUUACACACCGCUGGCGUCACCCUCGUACCCACCACCCCAGCAACAAUCCACAGGCUUCGACUUUGGUGCAUCAGUCACAGGUCAACGAUAA